Messenger RNA from Glycine soja, 886 nucleotides. RefSeq names its product protein CURVATURE THYLAKOID 1B, chloroplastic-like. Lineage: Eukaryota; Viridiplantae; Streptophyta; Magnoliopsida; Fabales; Fabaceae. Bases 90 to 599 code for a protein of 169 amino acids. The record is from RefSeq and is a predicted model, not a curated record. Gene Ontology annotation, cellular component: chloroplast thylakoid membrane; thylakoid. The transcript has 6 exons.
AGCACAUGAAAAAUUACAAAACAUAAAUCAAUAUCCUUUCCCUGGGGGCCUCAGAAUCCUUAACACGAGUGAAAGUACAAGUUGCAGGGAUGGCCUCAACCUCCUCCUCCACACUCUCUAUAUCCUCUUCAUCCACCCUUGUUGAUGCCAAGGCUCCAAGUCCAAGACAAUCCCCACAAUGUGUCUCCCCUCCACCUGUUCACUCUCCUUGGAAGACCACUGCUUUCUGUCGCAGGAUUGCAAGCAAUGUUAUGGCAAUGGCUACCACCAGAGAGGCACCCGCAGCAGAAGUUGCCACGACCGAGCUCUCUGUUGCCGAGACGCCAGAGAUUGUGAAGACUAUUCAAGAAGCUUGGGACAAAGUUGAAGACAAAUAUGCAGUGAGUUCACUUGCCGUAGCCGGUGUGGUUGCAUUGGUUGGCUCAGCUGGCAUGAUCUCAGCAAUUGAUAGGCUUCCUUUAAUUCCUGGGGUUCUUGAGGUCGUAGGCAUUGGCUACAGUGGGUGGUUUGCUUACAAGAACCUAUUUUUCAAGCCUGACAGGGAAGCUUUUCUACGAAAGGUAAAGGAAACAUAUAGCGAAAUACUUGGAAGCAGCUAAAACAGUGAGGAAUUGCUGCUUAGAUUCUGUUCACACAAAAGAGAUCUCUGUCUUGCAGCAUUUUGUUAAAGAUGCAAACCUCGCUUCAUUUUGUCGCAAUAAGCUUCCUGACCAUACUUUAUCCCAUGUGAUGUAAUCUAGCCUGAUAAUAAAUGUAACUCUUUUAAUAAUCAAUCUACUUCAAGAAGAUUUCAUUUCUUCAAUUAUCCCUUUGUGGUUUCAAAGUUAAGAAAAAACAUCUAAUGCAUGGAUGACUUCAUGAAUUUGAAGGAAACCUUAUCAUUGUA